Molecule: messenger RNA, 1544 nt
Organism: Myodes glareolus (Bank vole)
Lineage: Eukaryota; Metazoa; Chordata; Mammalia; Rodentia; Cricetidae
Gene: Cnpy4
Product: canopy FGF signaling regulator 4
Source: RefSeq, a predicted model, not a curated record
UUUUUUUUUUUUUUUGUUUAAAAAAGCUUGUGGCCCGCUGCGUCUAAAUUUAAAGGGCCCGCUCCCUUCCAGAAGUUAGUCUGAAGGGACACGGUGGUUGUGUGUAUGUGUGGACAGCGUUUUGUCAUGGGACCUGUGCGGUUGGAAAUACUGCUUUUCAUCCUGGUAGCGUACAGUGCGUGGACUGAGACGGCGAAAAAGGAGGACGAUGAUACAGAACGUUUGCCCAGCAAAUGCGAAGUGUGUAAGCUGCUGAGCAUGGAGCUUCAGGAAGAGCUGAGUCGCACGGGUCGAUCUCGAGAAGUGCUGGAGCUGGGGCAGGUGCUAGACACCGGCAAGAGGAAGAGACACGUGCCAUAUAGCCUUUCCGAGACAAGAUUGGAAGAGGCUUUGGAGAAUUUGUGUGAGCGGAUCCUGGACUACAGUGUUCAUGCUGAGCGCAAAGGCUCGUUGAGAUAUGCCAAGGGUCAGAGUCAGACCAUGGCAACACUGAAAGGCCUGGUACAGAAGGGAGUGAAAGUGGAUCUGGGGAUCCCUCUGGAGCUGUGGGACGAGCCCAGUGUGGAGGUCACAUUCCUCAAGAAGCAGUGUGAGACAAUGCUGGAGGAAUUUGAAGAUGUUGUGGGAGACUGGUAUUUCCACCAUCAGGAGCAGCCCCUGCAGCAUUUUCUCUGCAAAGGUCAUGUGCUUCCAGCCUCUGAAACUGCUUGUCUACAGGAAACCUGGACUGGAAAGGAGAAGAUCAGUGAUGGGCAUGAGGAGGAAGAGGAGGAGGAAGAGGAGGAGAUAACCAAGGCUUCAGACAAUUCCAAGCAUGACCCAGAGGACCUUUGAACCCCCAGGAAGGGUCAUGGGGAGUUUUCUAAACUCACUCUCCAUUCCCCAUGCCAAAGCUUGUGACCGUCCUUUCCCUAUGAUCUCAGGCAUGAUCCUGGGGACCCAGAACGGCAACAUGAGAGGAGAAAAAGGUGCAAAGAAGCUGGGACAAGUUUUGCCUUCAGAGAUGAGCCACAUGCCGCCACUCAAUUGACCAAAUGUGUGUGGUGACAGUGUUGAAGCUUUCUCUAUAUUUUUUGGUCCUCACCUGCACCAAUUGGUCAGUGAUGGUAUGAGCUGUGAGAAAGUCUCCUUACUUUUUGAAGGGGGUCUAUUUUGACCUGUUCAAGAGGCCAGAGGAGGGAUACAGAUGUAGGUCAGUUGGUAGAAUGUCUACCUAGCAUGGACAAGGAUGUGAAUUGGAUCACAUAAAACCUGAUGGUGGCAAACCCCUAUAAUCUCAGCACUUGAGAAUUGGAGGCAAGAAUAUCAGAAGUUCAAAGCCGUCAUCUAGCUACAUGGCAGUUCAAGAUCAACCAGAGCUACACAAGACCCUUUCUCAAAAUAAGAAGCCAAAAAGGGAAGCCAAACAUGAGACUGUAUGUCAUCAGUCUGUGAACAGGGCACUGGAAGCAAUGCCAAUAGGUUAGGUGGGGUAGAUAUAUGAUCUAUUUCAUAUUUUACAAGUACCAUAUUUUCUAUAUCGCGAUUAAACCUUUUCUGUAUGA